AUGUACAAGACAGAUUCUAGUGGUGAUUUACAAAUAGAACAUGAUUCAAAUGAAACACAGUUUAGACCAACAUUUAAUGGUGAUAUACAGAAUAGACAACCACAGUAUACAGGUAGAAAGGAUUCCCUACAAUAUCAGGAUGUAAUGAGGAGAUUAGUCAGUAGAUUGAUACAUCAAUAUAAAAAACAAGCCAGACAAGAUGGAGUUAAUGAAGAUGAUUUAUUAGAAAUUAAACAAGAUAUUUCUAGUCUCAGGUAUGAAUUGAGAGAAGAUCGGAAGAAAGAACAUGCUUUAUUGACAGGAAAUAUGGAUUCUUUGAGGAAAGACCCGUUUGGUUCCUUUCAGUUUAUAUCUCCAGGAGCCAGUCCAAGAAUACCACACAGUAGAUCUAGUCCAAACACCAGUUCCAAAUAUUGUGGACAAUUUUCAAAACAUGAACUGGACUAUCUAAAACAUGAAAUUGUUAAAAGUAUGAAGUCUGAAUUACGUGAAACUGUUUAUGGUUGUUUUUCAAAUUUUACCAAUCAGCAAGCCAUGUCUAAUCUGGGACCUCUAGAUUCCGAGCUCUACCAGACACAUCUUUAUACAUCUCUUUGA
Lottia gigantea (owl limpet) is the source of this 597-nucleotide messenger RNA. RefSeq lists its product as hypothetical. Lineage: Eukaryota; Metazoa; Mollusca; Gastropoda; Lottiidae. Bases 1 to 597 code for a protein of 198 amino acids. The transcript has 5 exons. The record is from RefSeq and is a predicted model, not a curated record.